Pogona vitticeps (central bearded dragon) is the source of this 1390-nucleotide messenger RNA. The record is from RefSeq and is a predicted model, not a curated record. NCBI's taxonomy places the organism in Eukaryota, Metazoa, Chordata, Lepidosauria, Squamata, Agamidae.
GGAGGAGGAGGGUGAGGGUGGAUGGGGUCGACGCUGUUGAGGUGGAGACGGCUCAGCAUGAGCACCUGGGAAUCCAGGAAGGUGCUGAGGGUGCCCACGGUGCCCCUUGCUAAUGGCUUAAACAUCCCUAUGUUGGGGCUGGGGACGUCCCAUCAUGGUGGCUUCUCCCAUGAAGCUGUGGUGUAUGCACUUCAACAAUGUGGCAUCUAUCAUAUUGACACAGCAAAGCGAUACGGCUGUGAAUCAUUGCUGCAGAAGGCUAUCAAGGAGAGUGGAGUGAAGCGAGAAGAUCUCUGGAUAACAACCAAACUCUGGAUUAGUGACUAUGGCUAUGAGAAUGCUAAGCGAGCCUGCGCAGAGUCUUGCAAGAGACUUGGUGUUGAAUAUCUAGAUCUUUAUUUAAUGCAUUGGCCUGAUGCGCACAUCCCUGGUAAGAGCAGUAGAGAAGUAAGAGCAGAGACCUGGAAAGCCAUGGAAGAACUUUAUGAUAAAGGUUUAUGCAGGUCUAUUGGAGUAAGUAAUUUUCUCAUUGAACAUUUGGAACAACUCAAAGAAGACUGCCAUAUAACCCCACAUGUAAAUCAGGUUGAGUACCACCCUUUCCAAAGACCUCAAGACUUGGUGAAUUACUGUCGAAGCAAGAAUAUUGUUUUUGAAGGCUACUGCCCACUAGCCAAAGGUGAAGCCUUAAGUCACCCUAACAUAGUUCAUCUUGCACAGAAAUAUGGCAGAACCCCUGCACAGAUAUGUAUACGCUGGAGCAUACAGAAUGGCAUUGUCACAAUUCCAAAAUCUACAAAACCGGAGAGGAUCAUGGAAAACUGCCAGGUCUUUGAUUUUACACUUGAAAAAGAAGAUAUGGAAUGUUUGGAGUCCAUGAACAUCGACAGAAAAGUGAUCCAUCUCACGUAUCCGUUAUGGAAGGGAUAAUUACAGAUUGGAGUACCUAAAACAAGAAGACCUCUAGUCUGCCAAAGGCUGCCUUUGUGGUUUUGCUUUAUUGCAGUCUGAAGUGUUCGAAAUGACACUUGUUGAAUACUGCGUGCACAAGCUCAUCUUUCUGUUAUUAGCAGAUUAUUUCAGCAAUCCACUGUUUCCAUCCACCACCUUAAAAAAUUUUCGGGAAAUUGUGGGUCAUGCUUCAUCCCAGCUUGAUCUGGAUAAAAACGUCACUGCUGGAAACAGCUACAUCCCUGAGAUGCUGGCCAUGUGCAAGGCAAAUGGACUUUGCCAUUGGGCCCUGGUAGAAAUUAGCUGGCCUGGUUAGCUUGAGGUCUUGGCUGCAUAUGAUUUUUGCCUGAAAGUAACUAAAUCAGUGUGGAACCAGAUACAGAGUUUACAUGAUUGCAAUCCAAUUUUACUGGCAAUAAAAUUAUUUUAAUUCAUAGAA